AUGGCCUCCACCCCGGAAUACGCCUCUUUCUUCGCCGUCAUGGGCGCCUCCUCGGCCAUGAUCUUCAGCGCCUUGGGAGCUGCGUACGGCACAGCGAAGAGCGGGACCGGCAUCGCAGCCAUGUCGGUCAUGCGGCCAGAGCUGAUCAUGAAGUCCAUCAUCCCGGUGGUCAUGGCGGGCAUCAUAGCGAUCUACGGCCUGGUAGUGGCGGUCCUCAUCGCCACCUCCCUCUCCAUCAACAUCUCGCUAUACAAGAGCUUCCUCCAGCUUGGCGCCGGCCUGAGUGUGGGCCUGAGCGGUCUGGCUGCCGGCUUUGCCAUCGGCAUCGUGGGCGACGCUGGCGUGCGGGGGACGGCGCAGCAGCCCCGGUUAUUUGUGGGCAUGAUCCUGAUCCUGAUCUUCGCUGAAGUGUUGGGUCUCUACGGCCUCAUUGUGGCCCUCAUCCUCUCCACAAAGUCAAAUUAA
Euleptes europaea (tarantolino) is the source of this 465-nucleotide messenger RNA. It is a transcript of the gene ATP6V0C, whose product is annotated as ATPase H+ transporting V0 subunit c. The coding region runs from base 1 to 465 and encodes 154 amino acids. Gene Ontology annotation, cellular component: proton-transporting V-type ATPase, V0 domain. The transcript is spliced from 3 exons. The record is from RefSeq and is a predicted model, not a curated record. NCBI's taxonomy places the organism in Eukaryota, Metazoa, Chordata, Lepidosauria, Squamata, Sphaerodactylidae. Gene Ontology annotation, molecular function: proton-transporting ATPase activity, rotational mechanism. Gene Ontology annotation, biological process: proton transmembrane transport.